Molecule: messenger RNA, 736 nt
Organism: Empidonax traillii (willow flycatcher)
Lineage: Eukaryota; Metazoa; Chordata; Aves; Passeriformes; Tyrannidae
Product: 26S proteasome non-ATPase regulatory subunit 14
Exons: 8
Coding region: 244-714 (156 amino acids)
Biological process (GO): protein deubiquitination; proteasome-mediated ubiquitin-dependent protein catabolic process
Cellular component (GO): proteasome regulatory particle, lid subcomplex
Molecular function (GO): metallopeptidase activity; protein binding; proteasome binding
Source: RefSeq, a predicted model, not a curated record
GCCGCGGGCCGGAAGCCGCGCCGGGUGCCCUGUGAACCGGGAAGGGCUCGGUUUGAAUGAGAUCCGGCUGAUUCACCGCGGCCCGGGCGGCUCCGGCCCAGACAGAGGAAAGAUUAUCAAAAUACCUCUGCUGACUUUGGAAGGAAAGGAGGAAAGAGACUUACUGGUGUCAUCUUUACAGUCAAAAAGUGGGAGCUGCUGCCACAUUUGAUCUGUGAUCACCUCUUGCUAAGCACCAGAAAUAUGGAUAGACUUCUGCGACUGGGAGGAGGUAUGCCUGGGCUCGGACAGGGGCCACCAACAGAUGCUCCUGCAGUUGAUACGGCAGAACAGGUUUAUAUCUCUUCCCUUGCACUGCUGAAAAUGUUGAAGCAUGGUCGUGCUGGUGUCCCUAUGGAAGUCAUGGGUCUGAUGCUUGGAGAAUUUGUUGAUGAUUAUACUGUGAGAGUGAUUGAUGUUUUUGCAAUGCCACAGUCUGGAACGGGUGUCAGUGUGGAAGCAGUGGAUCCUGUAUUUCAAGCAAAAAUGUUGGAUAUGCUGAAACAGACUGGAAGACCUGAGAUGGUAGUUGGUUGGUAUCACAGUCAUCCUGGCUUUGGCUGUUGGUUGUCUGGUGUAGAUAUCAAUACCCAGCAAAGCUUUGAAGCCUUAUCAGAAAGAGCUGUUGCUGUGGUGGUGGAUCCCAUUCAGAGUGUAAAAGGAAAGGUAUGGUAGGCUUGCUUUUUAUUUUUAAGGU